AUGGAAAUGGUGCGACAGGAGUCACAGAGCCGGGGGUGGAGUUUCGAUGUUCAUAAGGAACACAUUAAAUCAUACAAUCAUUAUCCGGGUCAGUUCCCAGAGGACCCCCUUCCUCAACCCCUUCUUCUUUCCGAGCAGUUAGCAAAAGCAGUUAGCGAUCUGACAACUGUGUCAUUUCCCGUUAUAGUACUAGGUGAUUUCAACUUGCCGGAAAUCAACUGGGCACAGUGGGAUUCCUGGAAGGAAGAUCCUCAUCCACUAUCAGUUAUGUUUGCUUCGCACGGAUUUAAACAAUACAUUAAAGAGCCCACCAGGGGCAACAAUAUUUUAGAUCUACUUUUCUCAAACGAUCAUGAACUUUUGAGCAAUGUGUCCGUCAACUCAUCGAUUGGCCAUAGCGACCAUUUGAGUAUCUCUUUCGAAAUAAUGAGAAGCUUGCUUCCUACUGUACCAGUUCUGAAAAGGCUUUUUUCUAAUUUCUACGGUGAUGAGAAAUAUGUUAUGUUUCUCUCAAUACUCAAAGAUGUUAUAGACAAAUUUGUUCCCUGGGCAUAUGUCUUUCCAAAUAAGUCCAAUUUACCAGCCUACCUCCAGAACAUGUUAGAACACAAAGAAUGUCUUUUACAUUAUGCAAAGUCGACUGGUGACUGGACAGAGUACAAGACUUUUUCUUCCACGUUUUCGGAUAAACUAGUAAAGUUUAAUAAAAGCGUCGAAAAGAAAAUAGUCGAAUUUAUGAAAUCUAGACUUCGUACCAAGGCACAGCUUUCUGAUCUAAAGGACAACGGAAGAUUACUUUUGAAUGACAUCGACAAGGCGAAUGCUUUUGCAGCUGUGUUCAGUAAAUCAUUUUUGCAGGACGAUGAUAAUCUGCCGCCAUUUUCACCGUCGAUUUCAAUUACUGCCAAACAAUAUGCCGACGACCUCAAAUUCUACAAAGUAAUCGAUUCUCCACAAGACUCAGUCUCAUUACAGAAUUCUAUUAGUAGUCUUGUUCAGUGGUCUGAAGAUUGGCAGAUCCCUCUCUCCUCGACCAAAACUUUUCACAUGCGUAUAGGUGCUUCUUCUGCCAUCUCUUCUUCAUAUUUUAUAAAUGGCCAAGAGAUUCGUAAA
This is a messenger RNA of Ostertagia ostertagi, 1113 nucleotides long. NCBI's taxonomy places the organism in Eukaryota, Metazoa, Nematoda, Chromadorea, Rhabditida, Trichostrongylidae. The record is from the annotation of a GenBank genome assembly.